Messenger RNA from Colletotrichum orchidophilum, 201 nucleotides. RefSeq lists its product as uncharacterized. The transcript has a single exon. The record is from RefSeq and is a predicted model, not a curated record. Lineage: Eukaryota; Fungi; Ascomycota; Sordariomycetes; Glomerellales; Glomerellaceae. The coding region runs from base 1 to 201 and encodes 66 amino acids.
AUGUGCCAAUACUACGCCCACGCCUUCACGUGCAAGCACCUCUCCUUCGCAUUUGCCCGCUUCUGCCAGCCCGCGAGCCUCAUACAGAAACCCUGCGCCAAGAGACAGGUCUGGCAGACCAUAGGCCUCGACGAUGCCUGCGAGGAGUGCUUAACUUGGUUCCCCGAUCGGUACCCGUGUCGGAGGCCGCGGUAUCAGUGA